This is a messenger RNA of Aspergillus saccharolyticus JOP 1030-1, 887 nucleotides long. It is a transcript of the gene mrpl4, whose product is annotated as mitochondrial 54S ribosomal protein uL29m. Gene Ontology annotation, cellular component: mitochondrial ribosome; mitochondrial large ribosomal subunit. Gene Ontology annotation, molecular function: structural constituent of ribosome. The record is from RefSeq and is a predicted model, not a curated record. Gene Ontology annotation, biological process: mitochondrial translation. The transcript is spliced from 3 exons. The coding region runs from base 61 to 765 and encodes 234 amino acids. Lineage: Eukaryota; Fungi; Ascomycota; Eurotiomycetes; Eurotiales; Aspergillaceae.
GCAGACCAGGCAUAUCGUGCAAGACAUUUCUUCGACAACGAAGGCCGUUCUCCUCCUCUGAUGCAUCGCCAGUCACUUCUGCGUCUGGCUCGCCAGACCGGCGCUUUCCCUUUGGUUGAAUUGCCUCCUCCAUAUCUCGCCCCGUCUCUCCAUUUCUCUCUGCACCGGUCGCCGAACCAAGCCUCGAACUUUUCGUCCACAGCAGUUGCCGCGGGUCAUGGACGUGAUCUGAGCAAGUCUCGCGGUGUAUCCGCCAUCCACCGCACCGGUCCCAAAUUCAAGCUGGGUGUAUCAAAAUACCAAUUGCCCAAGCCCGUCGCUCGCGGUGAAGUCGCAAAGCGUCACCCGACCCCCGAUCAUGGACUCUGGGCGUUCUUCCCGAAGGACCGACAGGCUCUAAGCAGCCCGGAGUACGAUGUCGCUCACGGCCGCUCUUGGUCGAUCCAGGAACUCCGCGAGAAAUCAUGGGACGACCUCCACGCUCUGUGGUGGGUCUGCGUCAAGGAGCGCAACCGUAUAGCCACCUCCAACCUAGAGAGAGAGAGAUUGAAGGCCGGUUAUGGUGAAUACGAAGCGACCGAGCGGGAGCGUAUUGUUCGUCGCACGCAAAAUGGCAUCAAGCAUGUCCUGCGGGAGAGAUGGUACGCUUGGGAAGAUGCUCAGAAGCUUUACAAGGAUGGAUAUCGCCCGCAGUAUGAUGGCACUCCGGUUGCGUCUGAGCUCGAGACGGCGUCUGGAGAGCCCGAGAAGCCCGGCAAGGCGUAGUCCCAUGAGAUAUGUCAUUGAAAAGACACAUUCAGGGCUCCAUUUUCCUUAACCGACGUCUACCCUAUGGGUCCUGUAUUAUUGUAUGUAGUAUAGUUUGCAACCUCCCCCUUAUAUGCAUG